Molecule: messenger RNA, 2337 nt
Organism: Sardina pilchardus (European sardine)
Lineage: Eukaryota; Metazoa; Chordata; Actinopteri; Clupeiformes; Clupeidae
Gene: gpc3
Product: glypican 3
Exons: 8
Coding region: 276-2060 (594 amino acids)
Biological process (GO): regulation of protein localization to membrane; cell migration; positive regulation of canonical Wnt signaling pathway
Cellular component (GO): extracellular region; cell surface; plasma membrane
Source: RefSeq, a predicted model, not a curated record
CAGUGCAUUGGCUGGCUUCUGUCUAUUCCCGUUAUAGUUCCUUGUAGUUUUGGUCUUGGAUGAAAAUUGCUGGUCAGUAAUCAGCUAGUGAAGGCAACGAGGGAAGUUUUCGAUGCAGCUGAGGAUGCUCAUCCUGAACAUUUACUUCGCUGAUCAGGAUCUGGACCGUUGUUAAAAGAUUACUUAUGCUACAGUUAGACGAAUGUGUCCUGUAGUUAACUGAUUUCUUUCAUGUGUUCUUAAACCGUGCGUUAUUCGCUUUUCGUUCAUUAGUCAUGACUGGAAUCGUAUCAGGUGCGCUUAUUCUUUUCGUCCUGUUCUUGCCGUCCACCCGACCCAGCAGCCAGGUGCUCAACUGCCACGAAGUGCGUUCAUCUUUCCAGUCUCUAUAUCCAGGAAUGAAGUGGGCACCAGAAACGCCCGUGUCAGGUGCAGAUCUUCAGGUGUGCCAGCCCAAAGGCCCGACCUGCUGCACACGCAAGAUGGAGGAGCGCUACCUGGUCUCUGCCAAGCAGAACAUGGAGUCCAGUCUGCAGGCCACCAGCGCCCAGCUCAAGCUCCUGAUCAUCCAGAACGCAGCCCUUUUCCAAGAGGCGUUUGACGUGGUGCUGCGUCUGGGUCGGAACGCCACGCUCCUGAUGCUCCGCGACGACUUCCCGGGCCUGGGCGGCGGCGCGUCCAGCGCGGUGGGCCAGCUCUUCCUGGAGGUGUCGCUCUACAUCCUGGGCUCGGACGCGCGCGUGGACCACAUGGUGGCCGGCUUCUUCUCGCGCCUCUUCCCGCUGGCCUACCGCCGGCUGCUGGGCGGCGGGACGUCGGCGCCGGCCGCCUCCGACGAGUGCCUGCGCGGGGCCUGGACGCAGGGGCCGUCCGGCGGGGCCUUCGGCGCCUUCCCCAAGCUCCUGAUGACCCGGCUGUCGCGCUCGCUGCUGGCCACCCGCGUCUUCCUGCAGGCGCUCAACCUGGGCAUCGAGGUGGUCAACACCACGCAGCACCUGCGGGCCGGGCGCGAGUGCGGGCGCACGCUGCUGCGGCUCUGGUACUGCCCGCGCUGCCAGGGCCUGGUGGACGGGGCGCGGCCGUGCCCGCAGCUGUGCCUGGGCUCCAUGCAGGGCUGCCUGGGCGGCGCGGCCGAGGUGCAGCCCCACUGGCGGGGCUUCGUGGACGGGCUGGGCCGGCUGGUGGAGGGCAUGCGGGGCGAGCAGGACGUGGAGGCCGUGGCGCUGGGCAUCCCCGCGCUCGUCAGGAGCGCCCUCCGCCACGCCACCGCCGCCAGGAGCCACAUCAACGCCGUGGUGAACGGUGUGUGCGCGCACGCACCUGCGCGGGUCUCGCGCUCCGUAGGGGCCGCCCCGGACCCCCCAAGAGUGGCCCUGGCGUCACGCAGCCCCCAGCCCAUGGACUUUGACCCCGAGGAGACGCUGUCUGGCCGACGCAGGAAGUUCAUCUCCGGUCUGCGGGGCUUCGGCUCUUUCUACAGUGGCCUGGGGGAGGCGCUGUGCAGCCGCGAGUCAGCCGCGCUCAACGACUCCCUCUGCUGGAACGGACAGGAAAUGACAGACAAGUUCCCUGGUCCAGGCCUGAGGAAAGCCUCCCAUGGCUCCGACUCCCGGAACAAGCCCCCUGAACCUGUCAUCAGCCAGAUCAUUGACAAACUCAAACACAUCAACCAGCUGUUGCGCGAGGUGACCGUGUCAGAGAAGCGCUGGAGGGCGAGACCAGGAGGGGGCGCUGUGAAGCGUGACCGUGGCAUCCAGAUGGGUGCGGACGAGGACACGGAGGGUCUGUCCAGCGGGGACUGUGACGACGAGGACGACUGCACCGGCGUCUCAGGGCUGGGCCCGCCCCCACGACACAAGCAGCUCCUCAUCUUCUCUGACUUGGCAGAUAACCUGGCCAUGGAUGACUUCACUUUCCACGAGCUGCUGCUGACGCCCCGGCUGGCUACCGACUCACACAUGGGUCCCUCGGUCCCCGGGAGGGCCGGGUCAGUGUGUGGCCCCAGCUUGGCCCUGGUCCUCCUGCUCCUCACCGCCCUCAUCCAUCUUCGGCCUCAGUGACCACCCCAGCUCCCUCGCCACAGCAUUCCUUCCCCGGACGCCAGGAGUGUGCGUCCAGAGGUGGGGUUUGAGGGGACGUUUCCAAACCGGUGGAUUCUCGUUUCUUUUUCUUUCUUUUUUUUAGUUAUCUUUGAGUGGCACUGAGGUCUCCUUCUACAUUUUGCACAAUCUUGAGUGGACUGGCACCACCAGUGGGGCACGGAACGUCCCGCUAUCUUCUCGCUGUCUGUGGCACGGGUUGUCCCAGUUCUGUAUAAAAUGUACAAAUAUUUAUUUG